This is a messenger RNA of Nerophis lumbriciformis (worm pipefish), 863 nucleotides long. RefSeq names its product cocaine- and amphetamine-regulated transcript protein-like. Gene Ontology annotation, molecular function: neuropeptide hormone activity. Gene Ontology annotation, biological process: negative regulation of appetite; cellular response to starvation; adult feeding behavior. The record is from RefSeq and is a predicted model, not a curated record. Lineage: Eukaryota; Metazoa; Chordata; Actinopteri; Syngnathiformes; Syngnathidae.
CCAUGGUCAGCGCCAGAGCCCUCCUCCUCGCCGUGGCGGUCUGCUGCUGCACCGACUUCCUGUGGCCGGCUCAGGCCGAGGAUGCCUCCAUGGAGACGCGCUCCUUGGACUUCCCGCUGAAAAGACAACAGGAGAAAGACCUGAUUGAUGCUUUACAAGAAGUCCUGGAGAAGUUGAGGAACAAAGAGACGCCGUCUGAGAAGAAGCUUGGCUGGCUUCCAUCGUGCGACGCGGGGGAGCCCUGUGCCGUGCGGAAAGGCGCACGUAUUGGCACGCUGUGCAGCUGUCCCAGGGGGACUUCCUGUAACUUUUAUGUCCUCAAGUGUUUGUGAAAAAAAAAAAAGAGCAGUCAUGAUAAAAAAAAAAAAAAGAUAAAAGAAAGGACAUCAUCAGGGGGUUGGUGAGCAAACAUUUGUUAAAGCCUCUUUUUUAAGUGAAAUGAAAAUUGUUGUGAUUUUUUGCAAAUUUCGAAUGGGGAGUGUUGGUGUUUAAUAUAAUAAAUUUGAUGUUGUUAUAAAAGCCAAAAUACCAUUGGAUGGUGGUGUGGUUGUGUGGCCUUGCAUAACAUUUGUGAUUAAAAGAAGAAACAAUUUUGUGUAUUUUAUCAUCGCCUAAAAUAUGAAGCUGAAGGAAGAUAUUUUUCUAUACGCAUCCCUUGUUGGUAUGUUCUUUUAUUGACAUAAUUCAUUUUUGGAUUAGUAGCAAUAAUUACAAAUACUUACAUUAAAAAGGUAUGAUUUUUAAAUUCAACUCAUAUUGUUUAUACAUGUAUACUACAUAAAAUACUAUAUAGAGUAGGGCUGUCAAACUCAUUUUAGCUCACACUGCAAAAACUGAAAUCUAAGUAAGAUUAAAUAUCUCAA